This is a messenger RNA of Trichoderma virens Gv29-8, 390 nucleotides long. RefSeq lists its product as uncharacterized. The coding region runs from base 1 to 390 and encodes 129 amino acids. The record is from RefSeq and is a predicted model, not a curated record. NCBI's taxonomy places the organism in Eukaryota, Fungi, Ascomycota, Sordariomycetes, Hypocreales, Hypocreaceae. The transcript has 2 exons.
AUGUAUCUGCAGAAAAUCACCGCCGCCGGCCUCGCUCUAGCUAGCGUCGCAUCAUCUGGGGACACCGUCGCCAAAGGCCACGUACUCGACUUCGCCGUGGAGAAGUGCAUCGACAGCGACGGAAACAUUCGCUGCACCAAGCCGUUUGGCGUCAAGGAGGGCUCGUGCUACAGAUUCGAGUGGUCUACAAACGGGGCGCUUGCUCACACGACGGUCGAGGUUAAAGAUGCCGGCAGCGGAGAGAUUGUGUACUAUCGGGAUACCGACGGCGAGUGGAAGCCCGAGAAGAACGAGCUGGUGUAUCUGGACUUUAAGCCCAAGAUUUGGGGACAGGGCAACGAGACUGUGGAUUACGAGGUCAAGAAGUGUGAUGAUGAGGAUGAGCUGUAG